ACGAUUUUGCACUAUUGGGAAGGAAGCCGAACGCAAAAGAGAUAUGUUUUUGGACAUAUGUUAAAAAUCCCUUGCUUGAAUACGAAACGGAAUCUUUAGAUCGCCAGAUUCGUCAGCUCAAACUUAAACACCAAAUGGAUUCAGCAUUCCCGUCAGAGUUCCCCGCACAGCAGUAAUUUUUCUUGACCGAUAUCAGUCCAGCGUGCACAAGGGCCCUUGCCAUCUGUCCCUGAAACGACUAUUAUACUGGCGAAAAGCUCGGUCUCAAUAAUAUUGAAGCCGCAUGAGCCGCAUCCGCUGACCACGAUACCUGAAUACCUGAAACGGCAUUCCAGCGCACAUUGACAUAUCGUUGGUCAUUUCGGAUUUCGGGAAUAGAACUUCAAAAUUUUAUCCACGGAGGUUUGGGCAGGCAUUUUGGGACACCCCACCAAAAUUCCACACUACCCGGGGGCGUGAUGGUUGAUGAUCAUGUCGACCAGAAUGUAAUUAUGGUCGCAGACCAGCGUGCUCCAGAUGACUUUCAGCCAUACAGCUUAGAAAAUGGAAUGGAAGGCGUCAGUCAAGCUGUCAGUCAUAUCAAUGGUGUAGUGGAAGUCGCGGAUCAGUUAACGAUGCAGGACAUGUCGACUCUGCCAACAGUGUCCGAGCUUACCCCUGAAACACCACAACUGGGCAGUAACGACAUCAGCAGCUCAAACAAGGGAAGCCCCGUAACUCCUGCUGGUCAAGAGACUGUCAUUGACUUAGUGGAUUCGGAUCAUGUCGUUGUUCAGAACUCCACAAAUGAUCGCUUGACGGAAGUCGUACUCAUAACAUCAGAAUCGGACGAUGAAGGGAAGCUCAGAUCGAAAAACAGAAAAGGGAGGAGACAACACAAUGUCAAAGCAUGUAUUGUGAAUCUGGUUCAAGAAGGGAGGCGCCACCGUAAACGGCUUCGAAAGAAGCAUAAGACCCAUCCUCAAGUGAUAGCAGAACGUAUUCUUGACCAUGAUCUCAUUGAUUUGACGAAGCAAUGUACAGAGCCGAACGCGCCAUGUCGAUAUACAACCGGACAGAAGCGCAAACAAAGAGAACCGGCCAAAUUAGCAACAAAGAGUGCUGCUGGGGAUGAUCCAUGUCAUAGCGACGCCUCGACCGCCACAGAAUCAAUAUCGAUAUCCCACAUAAAUGGAUCGUUUUCGCUGGAUUCAUCAAAUUUUCAGUCAACAGUGGUCGUUGAAUCCUCUCGCGGCUCUGCUUUUCCCGUUAGUACUGCUACUGGACUCGCCGUAUCCCCUACGACAGGAGGCUCUAAUGUGGACACACGACUUAAUAUUUCCUUUGAUGGCGUCAGGCCUGAAAACGUUACUUCCCGUACUAUAACAAAUGGCGACGGGUUGCUAGCUGGUGCAAUUCCGGUGAAGAUUGGUUUCCCCGACAGUGUCCCGGAGGGUCUCUCAUCAAUCUCUGACUUCUUAAAAAAGGAAAAGGUUGCCGUCUCUGACAGAAGCUUCCAAGGUAAAUCCUCAGCAACGAGGUCAAAAUCACGUAUGUCACUGCCGAAAGCCAGAUCGCCCGACCAAAGAUACCCCCCUAGAUACCACCCGGGGAACCUCUCCGAGAUGUGGCUGAAAGCGGAAUCAGAUCGGCUUUCGGCAGCUGACGAAUCUGAUGAUGAGAGUCUGUUAGAACGAAGAUUAAAGAGAUAUAGAAAACGCGCCCGGCGUAUCGAGGACAGUGAUCCGCAGAUCGCAAUCAAACGUCCCCGGACCACUUCGGCGAAUGUAGCGACCUACUCUGACGGUACACUAGACGAUGCUAACAUUGAAAGCACACCUUGCCCCGCAUCCUCUUCGGACAAGGACGAAGAAGACGACGUUGACGUCGGCUACCAGCCUCUUCCUUUAUUCGGGCGGGCUCAAGUCCAUCAAGUUCCAGUACGCAGGUUCCAAAAGCCCACAUCCACGAAAAGACAGCCAGUGAAUGACAAGCUCUACGAUGUGCGAGCGAACCUAUUUACAGGAGUUGAAUUUGCUGUCGUUGGCUGUGGCCAGGUAUCCAUAUGGACGUCAAUACCGGGUAAACAGACGAAGAUGAAACGCAAGUGGGAUUUAAGCAAACAGAUGCCGCUGAAUCCACUAGUAUAUGCUGGUAUUGAUCUUGUCCACGAACCUCCUGACGUGUUUUGUUGUGAUUGGCUAUAUGAUGAGAAGGAAGCCAAGUGUCAUAUUGCUGCUGGUGGAUCUGAUGGCUUUUUGAUGGUCUUUGAUGCGGAUAGUGGAGAGUAUAAGCAUCUACAUUCGCAUGGGUCUCAUGUCAAUGACAUCAAGACGCAUCCCAAAGAUCCGCUCCUAUUCGCAACUGCUUCUUGUGAUUUAUCUGCUCGACUCUGGAAUGGCAAAACGGGUCAUGUGAUUGCGAUAUUCAUGACCGCAACUGAAUUUCAAAGGAUGGGAUUACUCUCAUUGGCUUGGCAUCACACUGGGAAGAAACUUCUGGUCGGUGAAAAGGACGGAACAGUGCGCCUCUGGAACACCGAUACACGCUCAAUCCGCUCUGCAAUAGCCUACUCUUACCAAGGGCAGCCAUCUUCCCUCCCUCCUGCCGCAUACUACCGAGGCCGAAUAAAUCGUACCAGACGUUCUUCAUGGAAAUCUUCGUCAUCCGAUAGGAAAGACAAGCAGCCUGCUUCGUUGGCAUUUGAAAAAAUACCCAUCAUGUCAUCUCCAUACGUAUGGCAUGGUUACGUGGACUGGGUUCAGUGGUGGGGGGAUCUGUGUCUGGCCAAAUCAACGGAAAGCUGCAUCAGGAUGUUUCAGCCAGAAAUCGAACGGAGGACCAAAUUGUCUAACACAGCCAAGAGGGUCAUCAGCCAAGACAUCUUCUACUGUCAUCAAUUUGAAUAUCCAGAGCAAGAUGACCAUUCCCUAUGGUUUGUCCGCGCAACCCUAAGUCCAUCAGGCCGGUAUCUAGCUGUCGGAAACAUGAUGGGAGAGAUUUACAUAUGGGACAUACCCUACCUGCUUCAACUGAGCGUCGCGGAUAAAAUCGACGAUAUUGCAAAAAAAGAUGACCCAACUGGUCGGAUGCGUGUUGUAAUUGGAGGCCCAAAGAAGCCCGUUCAGAUCAGGGCUUUGGCUUUUGCGCGGGAUGAGACGAUAUUGAUGGCAGUUACGGACGAUGCACGAAUUAUUCGAUGGGAUGUUAUCGGGACGUUGUGAAAAAAAGCUCUAAACAUCCAAUGAUUACAAUUGGAGCAUGAAGUCUAAAUUAUACAAUUUGGAUAACCCAUCAUCUACUCCUUAGUAAUAGAAGGCGCAAAACAUCCCCUUGGGGCCGCCAUCGAAAUUCCCAAACAUUCCCAAUCGUUCCCAAUAAACAGACGCAUUCGUCGAGGACAAGGUCUAUAUGCACCUCCGGAUCUCAAGCACGGAGUCCUCUCCAGAUCGUUUUUACGAGCUCAAAGGAAUUUUUGGGCUCUUUCGUUGCAGCCAUUAGUUCGGCAAAGUUUGCUAAUCGUGUGAGCCUAUAUUCAGGUCUCCUACAGACGCAAGCGUUUGCGAGUCAGAAAUAAAUGAUUUGAAAACACCGACCACUGCCUGAAAAC
Spizellomyces punctatus DAOM BR117 is the source of this 3589-nucleotide messenger RNA. RefSeq lists its product as uncharacterized. The transcript is spliced from 14 exons. Bases 459 to 3203 code for a protein of 914 amino acids. Gene Ontology annotation, biological process: negative regulation of transcription by RNA polymerase II. Gene Ontology annotation, molecular function: nucleosome binding; protein binding. Gene Ontology annotation, cellular component: ESC/E(Z) complex. Lineage: Eukaryota; Fungi; Chytridiomycota; Chytridiomycetes; Spizellomycetales; Spizellomycetaceae. The record is from RefSeq and is a predicted model, not a curated record.